Alnus glutinosa is the source of this 1569-nucleotide messenger RNA. RefSeq names its product epidermis-specific secreted glycoprotein EP1-like. Bases 26 to 1342 code for a protein of 438 amino acids. Lineage: Eukaryota; Viridiplantae; Streptophyta; Magnoliopsida; Fagales; Betulaceae. The transcript has a single exon. The record is from RefSeq and is a predicted model, not a curated record.
CUCCUAUGGCCAUCAACCCACAACCAUGACAAAACUGUCUUCUUCUCCUUCGGCAACAAUGCCAUUUCUUUCAGUCUUUCUUUUCUUGCUCUUUUCCUUCGUUGCCCAAGCCUCUGUUCCUCGCAAUGCAACUUUCAAGUAUGUCAAUGAAGGAGAAUUCGGGCCGUAUAUUGUUGAGUACGAUGGAAACUAUCGUGUUCUUCCCAUUUCCAGUUCCCCAUUCCAACUCAGUUUCUACAACACCACCCCAAACGCCUUCACGCUUGCUUUGCGCAUGGCUACCACACGUUCAGAGUCACUCUUCCGUUGGGUUUGGGAAGCCAACAGAGGCAACCCAGUACGCGAAAACGCCACCCUCGUGUUCGGCGCCGACGGGAACCUGGUCUUGGCCAAUGCCGACGGCCGAGUCGCUUGGCAAACGAACACGGCCAAUAAAGGUGUGGUCGGGCUUAAAUUGUUGUCAAACGGUAACUUGGUCCUUCACGACUCGAAGGGAAAUUUCGUUUGGCAGAGUUUUGACUAUCCAACGGACACCCUUUUGGUUGGGCAAUCUCUACGGAAAGGGGGCGCAACCAAGCUCGUGAGCAGGGCUUCCGAAAGGGAUAACGUAGGUGGGUCUUACAGCUUGGUGAUGGAGAGUAAACGGCUGGCUUUGUACUAUAAAAGGGUUCUCUACUUCUCAUCUUCUGAUUGGUUUUUUGUCCCAGAGAGUAAUUACUUAGAAUAUGUGAAGAUAUAUGCUUCCCCAGACACUGACGAGGGCUAUGCUUAUGACAUAGGCUUAGCCUACCAAGUGGCCAACUCCUCAUCCUCUGGCAACAGGAUUUUGGCAAGGCCAAAAUACAACAGCACAUUAUCUUUCCUUCGUCUUGGCAUUGAUGGAAAUCUUAGGUUCUAUACAUACUACGACAAGGUGGAUUGGCGUGCUUGGGAGGUGACAUACACUCUGUUUGACAGAGACUCUGACGAGAGCGAGUGCCAAUUGCCCGAGCGUUGCGGGGAAUUGGGGAUUUGCGAGGACAACCAAUGCGUCGCCUGCCCAUUGCCAAAUGGGUUGGUGGGUUGGAGCAAGAAUUGCAAGGCUAAGAAGCUAACUUCUUGUGGGGCGAACGAUUUUGGGUACUACAAGAUAAAAGGUGUCGAUCAUUUCAUGAGCAAAUUCACCAAUGGAAAUAGCGUCAGCGAAAAUGCUUGUGGCAAGAAGUGUUCAGUCGACUGCAAGUGCUUGGGGUACUUUUACCACGGCGAGAGCUCCAAAUGUUGGAUCGCUUAUGAUCUCAACACUCUAACAAAAGUCUCGAAUUCUACGCAUGUGGGCUAUAUAAAGGUUCCAAAUCACUAACAAUCUAGCUAGUUAGGCUAGACCAAUAUGUUGGAAAUCUGUAGUUUCUUUUUUUUUUGGAUGAAUAAAUCUGUAGUUUCUUUGUAAACAAAUAAGGUAAGAGUGGGGAAAGAUCUUGCUCUACUGCAUUCUCUUCAGAAGUACCCAGUUGAGAGUUGUACGUUUCAAUUCUCCAAUCGGAGAUGAUGACGGUAUCGAUGAAAAAGGAAGCUUGUUUAUUCUUAUAA